GGCAGCACAGCCUCGUUCCCAGCAGGAGGGAGGUCGCCAGGGCCGCCAGCACCCUGGGCCCACGAAGUUCCACGCAGUUCCUGAGUCGGUGUCAAGCAGGUGACACUGUCUUCCCAUAGCCCCAAGCAUGUGGGCAAGCCUGGGCCCUGCCGUCACGUUGGCCCUAGUGUCGGCAGUGGUAUGGGCCACGGAGCUCAAGCCCACGGCACCACCCAUCUUCACAGGCCGGCCCUUUGUGGUAGCGUGGGAUGUGCCCACACAGGACUGUGGCCCACGCCUCAAGGUGCCACUAGACCCGAAAGACCUGAAGGCCUUUGAUGUUCAGGCCUCACCAAAUGAGGGCUUUGUGAACCAAAACAUCACCAUCUUCUACCGCGACCGGCUGGGCCUGUAUCCGCACUUCGAAGGGGCCAGUAAGGCCGUGCAUGGAGGUUUGCCCCAGAAUGGGAGCCUCUGGGCACAUCUGAAGAUGCUGCAGGACCACGUGGAACACUACAUUCGCACCCAGGAGCCCGCAGGCCUGGCAGUCAUCGACUGGGAGGACUGGAGGCCCGUGUGGGUGCGCAAUUGGCAGGACAAGGAUGUGUACCGCCGCUUUUCCCGCCAGCUGGUGGCCAGUCAGCACCCCGACUGGUCGCCCGAUCACGUGGUGAAGCAGGCACAGCACGAGUUCGAGUUUGCUGCCCGCCAGUUCAUGCUGGAGACCCUGCGCUUCGUCAAGGCUGUGCGGCCUCAGCACCUCUGGGGUUUCUACCUCUUUCCUGACUGUUACAACCACGAUUACGUGCAGAACUGGGAGAGCUACACAGGGCGCUGCCCUGACGUGGAGGUCUCCCGAAACGACCAGCUGGCCUGGCUGUGGGCCGAGAGCACGGCCCUCUUCCCCUCUGUCUACCUAGAUGAGACUCUUGCUUCAUCCGCCCAGGGCCGCAACUUUGUCAGCUUCCGCGUUCAGGAGGCUUUGCGUGUGGCCCACACUCACCAUGCCAACCAUGCCCUCCCGGUGUAUGUCUUCACCAGGCCCACAUAUAGCCGCACCAUCAAGGGGCUUAGCCAGAUGGAUCUCAUCUCCACCAUCGGUGAGAGCGCAGCUCUGGGUGCAGCUGGCGUCAUCCUUUGGGGCGACGCUGGAUACACCACAAGUAAUAAGACCUGCCAGUACCUCAAGGACUACCUGAAGCAGCUGCUGGUUCCCUACGUUGUCAAUGUGUCCUGGGCGGCUCAUUACUGCAGCCAGAACCUGUGCCACAGCCAUGGGCGCUGCGUGCGCCGUGACCCCAGCUCCAGUGCCUUCCUGCACCUCAGUGCCAGCAGCUUUCGUCUAGUGCCUGGCCAAACCCCUGGUGAGCCUCUGCAUCCAGAGGGGGACCUCAGCCGGGCUGACCGCAUCCACCUGCAGACACACUUUCGCUGCCACUGCUACCUAGGCUGGGACGGUGAGCAGUGCCAGAGGGAUCACAGGGGAGCCUCCGGCAGUGCCAGUGGGCCCUGGGCUGGGCCUCAUGUCGCUGGCCUGCUGGGUCUGGCGGCACUGGUUCUCCCCUGGACUUUGUAGGGGUCUUUCACCUGGCUGCCAGGCAAGCUGGCCUCUGCCACAAGGGCGCUACCAGGCUUACAGCAGCUGGAGCUGGGAGGGGGCAGCGCCCCUGAAAUGUCCAGCAGAGAACUUAUACCAACACUCAGCCCCCUGUUCUAAGGGGGAGGGAGGGGCAGUCCCUGUAGGUAGGAAUAAGGGCAAAGGCGGGCAGGGGAUCUGACUCAACUCCCCUGUCCUGGGAUAGUUUAUUAUUAAUGUUGUUGCUGUUGUUGUUGUUAUUAUUAUUUGGGGUCUCUUUUGUAAAUUAAAUAUAAAA
Suncus etruscus (white-toothed pygmy shrew) is the source of this 1853-nucleotide messenger RNA. RefSeq names its product hyaluronidase 2 (gene HYAL2). The record is from RefSeq and is a predicted model, not a curated record. NCBI's taxonomy places the organism in Eukaryota, Metazoa, Chordata, Mammalia, Eulipotyphla, Soricidae. Gene Ontology annotation, biological process: hyaluronan catabolic process; carbohydrate metabolic process. The transcript has 4 exons. Bases 128 to 1555 code for a protein of 475 amino acids. Gene Ontology annotation, molecular function: hyalurononglucosaminidase activity; hyaluronoglucuronidase activity.